Molecule: messenger RNA, 4775 nt
Organism: Drosophila bipectinata
Lineage: Eukaryota; Metazoa; Arthropoda; Insecta; Diptera; Drosophilidae
Gene: fw
Product: CUB and Sushi multiple domains furrowed
Source: RefSeq, a predicted model, not a curated record
GGACUGCGUCGUGAACUUCUGUGAACUAAAACGGCCCAAAGGAAAACCAGUUAUUAGUCAACUUUCAUUCAAAGCAGACGUUAACAGCGCUCGGAGCGGAUCGAGACGCGGUAAAGGAGUCAACGACCGACUACUGUGAUUUUUCUUAACAACUACAAUGCAUAAUCACUUGUGUUUUUUUUUACUGUAAUAUGAAAUCAUAUUUAUUAUGCUAUGGAAAAUAUAUGGCAUGUGAAUGAAGAGUGAAAAUAUAUAAGUGAAGCUCAAACUAUAUGCAUGUUUUACCUAUGCUUGUGUAUUUCCAAAGAAAAAUUAAUAAUUGCCUAGUGUAUGCAUAAAUUAUUCGCUGUUUAUGCCACAAAAACAACUGUGUAGCCCCGAGCUAAUGAACAUGAGCAAAAACUUAAGGAGCAGGAACCACAUCGUCAACAUCGGCUACGUCGCCAGCUGCCACCAGCGAACAAUGUUGAGUCGCAAGUCAUUGUUCAGAGUUUUGAGAGGAGCGACGGUGACGACUUUUUCGCAUCCAAUGCCCCUCAUUAUACUGCUGACGUUGUGCACAGCUGGAAAUUGCCAAAUUUGCGGUCCUCCGGCGGUGCCGCUAAAUUCCAAAGUACGAACAGUACUGGGAAAUUCUGGAAUUACAGAAGCUCUUUACGAGUGCGAUACCGGUUACGAGCUGUUUGGGCCUACUUCGAUCAAGUGUGACGAUCGGACGGGAUGGGAAAGAGAACUUCCCUUCUGCGGAGUUAAUGUGGCGUACAGAAAGCCUGUCAACCAGAGCUCCUACACUCGCAGUGGUCCUGCGAGCUACGCCAAUGACGGCAAGCCAGGCAACAAAAAUCCUGAUGGCCAAGAGUGCUCGGAGACCCAAAAGGAGCCGUCACCCUGGUGGCGUGUUGACCUUCUAACGCCGCAAACGGUGCAUGUUGUGCGGAUCACGACUCGCGGAUGCUGCGGACACCAGCCAUUGCAGGAUCUCGAGAUCCGUGUGGGCAAUAGCAGCGCUGACUUGCAGCGAAAUCCUUUGUGUGCCUGGUAUCCUGGAACCUUGGAUGAGGGCGUCGUGAAGACUUUUACGUGUGCCCGACCACUGGUCGGGCAAUUUGUGGUCAUUCAGUUGGUAGGGGUGGAGGGCAGUCUGAGCUUGUGCGAGGUAGAGACUUUUACUAAUGACGAGUUCUCCGUGGACCGCUGCCUGAGCCCCAAGCUCGGAGUAGACACUGUAGUGACAACGUUCUCCAAAACCUGCUACGACUUCCACAUUACAAAAGGAGAGAGUUUUGAUAGAGCUCAAGCCAUUUGCAGGCAAACUGGUGGCGACUUGGCUUACGAUUUCAGAGGCGCCACAAGACAGUAUAUACUGUCCGAAUUGGAGAGACGCAAGACUGAACUGAAGCCGCAGCUUGUCUGGAUUGGAGCCCAGAAGGAGCCUGGGAUUACGUCUCGGACCUGGAAAUGGGUGAACGGUGAAGUGGUGCAAAAGCCUACUUGGGGAAAGGACCAACCAAACAACUACAACGGAGAACAGAACUGUGUGGUGUUAGAUGGAGGUCGCAACUGGUUGUGGAACGAUGUCGGUUGCAACUUGGACUACUUGCACUUUAUCUGCCAGCACAUACCGUUUUCUUGCGGGUCGCCGGAUGUUAAGCAAAACACUACUGUCAUGGGCAAGAAAUUCACUCUGGGGGAGAAUAUAAAAUACGCCUGCCCCAAGGGCCACUCAUUGCUCGGUCAAGUGGAACGGACAUGCAGACGCGACGGAACUUGGAGUGGAUUGGCACCGACCUGCAAAUAUGUUGACUGUGGAGAGCUGCCCGAGCUGAAGUACGGAUCCAUUCACUUGUCGGAGGAACGUACCAGCUUCGGAGUGGUGGCUACGUAUAGCUGCCACGAAAACUACACGUUGAUUGGCAACGAAAACCGAACUUGCGACGUUGAUGGCUGGAGUGGCAAGCAGCCGGAAUGCCUGGUGGACUGGUGUCCAGACCCCCAGCCCAUUACUGGAGGCAACGUGAGUUUCAACGAGAAGCGAGCUGGGUCCACGGCCACCUACGAAUGUGAUCUGGGUUAUGUACUGGUUGGUGAGGCGAUUAUCUCUUGCGGACUGGGAGGUGAGUGGUCAAGCAAAACUCCGUCUUGCCGAUUUGUGGACUGUGGAGCCCCAGCACGUCCAGACCGAGGAACCUCCAUCCUUUUAAACGCCACCACGACUGUGGGGUCGGUGGUCAAGUACGAGUGCGACGAGGAUCACUGGCUCGACGGGCCGACGGAGCUUUAUUGCACCAGGGAUGGAAAGUGGUCAGGGGAAGCCCCUGUCUGUGAACUGGUCACAUGCGAAAUGCCUCCAGUGCCACCUGGCUCAUACGUCGUGGGCUAUGACUACAACGUCCACUCCAAGAUAAAGUAUACCUGCGACCCUGGACACAUCAUGCACGGUAUUCCGGAUCUAGAGUGCCUAGACAGCGGCGAAUGGAGUGCAGAAGCUCCCAUUUGCGAAUACAUUGAUUGCGGCCCGAUCUUACCCAUCCCAUAUGGCGGUCACAAAUAUGUGACCAACAGCACCUACGUGGGCUCCGAGGUGGUCUUUAGUUGCAGCCAGUCCCAUAAGCUCAGCGGCGUAGUGAAGCGUCAAUGCUUGGAGUCGGGUGUCUGGAGUGACGUCUCGCCGAAGUGCGAAGAAAUUCGCUGCCCGGAGCCUAAACUAGCAGCUCACAGUUUGCUCUCCGUAACCGGCAACGAUCGCAUGUAUGGUCGCACGCUUAUCCGCACCUCAGAAUCUUCUCAAAACACAGCUCAAACAUACAAAAUUAGUGCUCUGGCCAAGUAUCGCUGUGAACGUGGGUAUAAAAUGGUGGGCGAAGCUCUAGCCACUUGCAUGGACAAUGGUCAAUGGAGCGGCACAAUUCCGGAGUGUGUGUAUGUGGAAUGCGGGGCGCCGGAGAACAUCACCAACGGAAAAGCAAACUUGGCCAACAAUGCUACCUACUACGGAGCAGCAGUGCUUUAUGAAUGCGACAUAAACUUUAAACUCAAUGGAGUUUCUCGCCGCCUGUGUACGGAGCAUGGAAACUGGAGUCACGAGCCACCCGAGUGCCUUGAGGUUAUGUGCGACAUGCCCAAUAUCAAUGAGAAUUUGAUUGUCGAGGCUGGAACCCGAGCCGUGGGAUCUGUGGCCACCUUUAAGUGUGCCAAAGGCCGCAUCAUGGUCGGAAACGACACCCGCAUCUGCCAGAAGAAUGGAAAAUGGGCCGGAAAGAAUCCAACAUGUAGACCUGUCGAUUGCGGACGUCCACUAGCAAUCGAGAAUGGACGAGUAAUUGUGGUCAACGACUCUACCCUGUACGGAGGCACUGCGGAGUACCACUGUAUCCCGAACUAUAACCGGAUAGGUCAAUACCUUCGCAAGUGCACCGACGACGGGGCUUGGAGUGGCAAGCAGCCCCGAUGCGAAUUGGUCACCGUUGAGGGGCAGGAUAGCUCUAACUUGAGCACUGGAGUUGGCAUUGGAGCCACUAUCAUUGUGGCGUUGCUGGUCUUGUUCGGUUUCAUAUUUCUCUACCGCAACAAAGCACGACCUGUGAAGAAUACGGAAAACGUGCAGGCGGCCGAGACAAAGGACGAGCGAAAUGCUGCCGUCAUGUCGUACUCCACGCUGGAAGCCAACAACCGGAUGCACAUGGACAACAACACCUCGAAUACAUUCAACACGUUCCAUGGUGUUGAUGGACGCGGCAAUAAUUCUACUUACCCAGCGGUUAGUGAUGAAAGACUGAACAACAACCGAUCCGAGAACAUCUACGAUCAGAUCCCAAGUGAACAAUUUUACGAUGCUCCCUACGAAAUGAGAACUAACGACGAGGUUUACGAACCGGAACCAGUGGCUAGCAACGUCAUUACCAUCAACGGGAUUUCCGUUAGAUAGAGUUCCAUUGGGAACGGUCUCCUAUAAGACUAUCGAGUAUAUCAUGAGUUAUGAGACUCCAACGAAUGAUUAAAAAAUUCGACAGAGCUUUUGGUGCCGGACUUAGCUCAUCAAAUUAGGUACCUACAAGAGUUCAUCCUUAUAUUUCUGAUCUGCACAGUUUGAAAAAUAUGUAACUGAUCUAAUGAAAAAUAUUCAGAUGUUUCUGAUAUUUAAAAUAUUUUUUUCUUAUUUUUUAAAAAGUCCUAAGAAAACUGGCUCUGGUUUUUAGUUGUUAAUAUUUCUUGACGAACUCCUUUAUAUGUGGUCCUUUACUACCACUAAUUAAUGACGAUAUGGCGAUGACAAUCACUUAUGUACUAUAGUAAAUAACCUUAUUAAUAAAAAAAAAAAGGCUUUCAUUUUUGUUUGAACUUAAUUCAACUUUUAAUUGUCAUGAAUUGAUGCGCAAGGGCCUGCUACCUGAUAAAAAUUAUUCAAGUUUAGUCUUUUGUUAACCCUAGUUUUGUACGAUUAAGUGUAUAUAGCAAUUUUUUAAGGAAGGAUGUUAGAUACUCGUAGUUCUGCUUUUGUAUGCACUGUAGCCCUGUAAAGAUAGGACCAUAUAUAAUCGCUUCAUGUACCUAACAAGUAUGUACUUUAACCCAUACGUGAAAUCGACUGCAAAGCGAAAUCAAUAAAAAUUCUGCCAAAUACAUAUGUAUUACAGCUCAACGUGUCCCUAAUACACAUUCGAGCCUUUUAGUAUCAUUAAAUUAUUUGAACCCUAUAGAAAGUUAUUCAAAGUCCAUCAAAUUUUGUUAUGCUAUGUUUAAGAGUUCGCCAGUUGUAAAAAAGGUAAUCUUACUGU